Molecule: messenger RNA, 2951 nt
Organism: Polyodon spathula (Mississippi paddlefish)
Lineage: Eukaryota; Metazoa; Chordata; Actinopteri; Acipenseriformes; Polyodontidae
Gene: xrcc5
Product: X-ray repair complementing defective repair in Chinese hamster cells 5
Exons: 21
Coding region: 65-2242 (725 amino acids)
Biological process (GO): telomere maintenance; double-strand break repair via nonhomologous end joining; DNA recombination
Cellular component (GO): nucleus; Ku70:Ku80 complex
Molecular function (GO): telomeric repeat DNA binding; double-stranded DNA binding; DNA helicase activity
Source: RefSeq, a predicted model, not a curated record
CUUUUUUCCCGCUAGGUAAAUGUUUUAUUCCGGAAACAGAAGAGAAGGGACGUAAGCAGAAAUAAUGUGGCGCGCUGUUAAGUCUGCAGCGGUGUUGUGUCUGGACGUGGGGUUCUCCAUGAGUAACUCCGCUCCAGGGGAAGAACCUCCUUUCGAACAAGCCAAGAAGGUCAUUCAGAUGUUUGUACAGCGCCAGGUGUUUGCAGAGAACAAGGAUGAGCUUGCCCUGGUACUGUUUGGGUCGGAUGAGACCAAGAACGCACUGGCCUCUGACGACCAAUACCAGAACAUCUUUGUGCAUAGACAUCUCAUGCUGCCAGACUUUGACCUGCUGGAGGAGAUCCAGAAUAAUAUCCAGCCAGGAGCCCAGCAGACUGACUUUCUUGAUGCACUGGUUGUUUGUAUGGACCUUCUACAGAAAGAAACCCUUGGGAAGAAGUAUGAAAAGCUGCACAUUGCCGUGUUCACAGACCUGUGCAGCCCUUAUAGCUCCGACCAAGUCGACAUUAUUGUAGACAAUUUAAAGAAAGGAGGAAUCUCCCUGCAGUUCUUCUUGCCUUUCCCCUUGGACGUGGAAGAGGAGAGCGGAGGUCGUGGGGAUGCUGCUGCUGGGCCAGGACAGCCCCCGUACUCCAGGAAGGGGCUCACACAGGAGCAGAAGGAAGGCUUGGAGAUGGUCAGGAAGGUGAUGACCUCUCUGGAUGAAGAGGAAGGGUUGGAUGAGAUCCACACAUUCAGCGAGUCAAUGGAGCAGCUGUCCAUCUUUAAGAAAAUCGAGAGGAGGCCCAUGGCGUGGCCCUGCCAGCUCACCAUCGGCUCUUCACUGACCAUUCGCAUCAUCGGAUACAAGGCGGUGACAGAGGAGAAGGUCAAGAAGUCCUGGGCAGUGGUGGACGCUAGGACGCAGCGGAAAGAAGAUGUGCAGAGAGAGACCGUCUUCUGCCUCAACGAUGACAAUGAGACUGAGGUUCCUAAGGAUGACACCAUUCAGGGGUUCCGCUAUGGCAGCGACAUCGUCCCCUUCUCCAAGGUUGACCAGGAACAGAUGAAGUACAAAUCAGAUGGAAAGUGCUUCUCUGUGCUGGGCUUUACAAAGCAAAGUCAGGUAAUGCGGCAGCACUUCAUGGGCAACCAGGUGAUCAAGGUGUUCGCUGCAAGGGAUGACGAGCAUGCUGCAGUGGCUCUCUCGUCCCUUAUCCAUGCCCUAGAAGAGCUGGAGAUGGUAGCCAUCAUUCGCUACGCAUACGACAAACGCAGUAACCCCCAGGUCGGGGCGGCAUUCCCCUGCAUCCAGGACAAGUACGAGUGCUUGAUGUACGUACAGCUGCCUUACAUGGAGGAUCUCAGGCAGUUUACAUUCUCUUCACUUCAGAACAACAAGAAAUUCAUCCCUUCAGGGGAGCAGCUGGCUGCAGUGGACUCACUGAUUGACUCUAUGAUGCUGGUGGAGGGGGAGGAGGUGGAGGAUCUGUUUGAAGUCAGCAGUAUCCCAAACCCGCAGUUCCAGAGGCUCUUCCAGUGUCUGCAUCACCGGGCUCUGAACCCCUCAGCUCCCCUGCCCCCUCCCGAGCCCUGGCUGAAAGGGAUGCUGGAGAGACCGCAGGAGGUGACGGCCCGCUGCAAAGCUCCCCUCCAGCAGCUCCGCCAGCGCUUCCCCCUGCAGGAGGCGGUCCGUAAGAAGGAGCAGAAGACUGCCCAGGACAUCUUCGGAGAUGUCACUGAAGAGGAGCCAAGCUCGAAGAAGGCUCGUCAGGAUUUGGAUGAAAAGUUCAGCCUUGCCGGACUCGCAGAAGGCGCUGUUACAGCUGUGGGUAGUGUUGAUCCAGCCAAAGAUUUCCGCAUUCUCAUUAGAUUGAAGAGCCUUCCCUUCAGCCAAGUGUGUCAGCAGCUAACCAGCAGGGUUGACCAGCUCCUUGGCACCAAAGGCACACAGUAUUACAUGAAGAGCAUCUCCUGUAUCCAAGCCUUCCGUGAGGAAUCCUGCAAGGCUGGCGAUGUGGAGCCAUACAACAGCUACCUUCAGACACUGAAGAAGAGUGUCCAGGAGAGAGCGCUGCAGGACUUUUGGGAGCUCAUUGUGCAAGAUGAAAUCACCCUAAUCAGCAAGGACGAGGUGGAAGGCAGUCCAGUGUCCAAAAUGGAAGCCAAUCAGUUCCUGGCUCCAGAGCAGAAGCCAGAUGAGCAGACAGCUCCCCCUGCUGACGAUGGAGGGGAUGUGGAUGACUUGCUGGAUAUGAUGUGAGUCGGAGCACGGCUUCAGAGAAAGACAGAGCAGAGAGGUGGGCACCUCGGGAGACAGCCAGGGGACCAAACACUGCAUAGAGGGGGCGUGUUCGACUGUCAGGAUUGCACCACUGCUCGUCUUUGCAUCUUCUUUGCUUUCCUAUUGUUGUUUUUUUGGUAAAUAUCUGAUUCUUUUGUUUGUCAAACACACAGCAUCAGUAGCAGUGUCACAUCGGAGUAGUGGGUUUGUUCAGAUUGCAACUUUGUUGUGUCUUUAUAACCUUCAAGAAGGGGAGGUGUUGAAAAUGUCAUCCUACUGGCACGGCAGGUUUCCUGUCUCUGCCUGUCACGCUGGGUUCAGUUUCUCAACUCUUGUUAUUGGCUGGAAUCUGAUUUUACUCUAUAGUGUGCCUAUGUUUAGCCUGUAGUCUGGGAGAAGUUGUUGCUACUGCUACUCUAGCCAGCAGAGGGAGCUGUAGGGCACAAUUAGAUUGUCCAAUGUGGAUAAUAAAAACCAGAGGUCCCCGUGGAGCAGGGAUGAGAAUGAAGACAGACUAUAUGGGAUAGUAAUGCUGGAGUAGCAGUAGCACUGAGGCAGAGGCAGGUAUUGAAUAUUAAAAUAAUAAUAAUAAUGGCAUUCGGAUGUGACGCUUGCCUGUAUGAAUACUGUUUUUUCAAAAUUAUAAAAAAAUGCAUACUGUAAUUAAAACUGUGCUCUAAACCUUUGA